UGCCUUUUGACGUAUUUUGCGUAUUGUUGAAGCGUAGAACGGAAAUACAGUCGCUUCAGACCUUGAGUAUAAAAGAGAGUGUCAGUUGUAAGUAAACUCAAAGUAUUAAAACCAUCAACCAUUGUUCAGCACAAGCAAGACAAGAAGAGAGAUAAACUGAAGACAAGAGCCGAUAUAUAUUGAAGGUUUGUGGUUUCUUUAUUGACGCGCACAGAAUUCGAAAGGUCCUGAUUGAAUGUAUGCGCAAUCACCAAGUCUGAGUUAGUUCCAUGUGUAGAGUAUAAAUUAUAACAUACGAUACGAUAAGAAGUAUUUCAGUGAGUGGUCGAUGGUUAUUUGAACUGCAAACUGCAUGUAAAACUGGUCGUUUUUCGUUCCGCGAGAUUGCAGUGAGAACACCUCUAGGCUCCAAUCCGAAAUGAUUACAGCGUUAAACCAGAUGGCAGCCUAGCGCGUUCAAUGAGAAACAGUGUAUUUACCAUUCGAACAUUGAAUAGAUAUAGAAAAUAACCGCGUUCGCAAAUGUUCAAGUGAAAUCACGCAAUUACUAUUCAGUAAUCGGUAUAAUAAUCUUGGACAGAAUAAGUCUGCGCAUGUUGGGUUUUAGCCACCAUAUGGGGGGUAUAAACCAAUUCCCAUGAUCAACGCAUAUUUGAAGCGUUUACUUCAUGUUACAUUUUUAAUUAAACAUUGCAUCUUAUUCAAAAAAUAAAUCCUCGGCCGUAGAGAGAAUUUUGUUUCUAAUAAAAACAUAGCGUAGACAUUGAGCGUAGAUCGGUUGCGACGAGGCGAACGAAAACAUAAUGUCAAUCUUUCAGCAUUACAGACAAUAGAGUUUAUGUUAUUUAUAUCUUAUCACUCAUCAGCGCACUUGACCGGCAGAAGUAUUACUUGCCAAUCAACAAUCCUAGACAACAAUAAAUAAUUAUAAUAGAAAAUAUAUUAAUUUUGUACCUUUUUCUUUCCUUUUCAAUCUUUAUUCAAGUAACUUCACACACUGGAAAAUCUUGAUGGAAUGACUUUUGAUUUUCUAUAUAACAAGAAAUGCACAUUAAUAAAAUACAAAACAAGUGAAACUCCAAAAAUCGAUAACAUUUUUAUUUAUCUCACCAUGAUCUUAAUAUAUAUUAUGUUAAUUUAAACUGUAUUAGGUUGCAAGUGCAAGGUCAUGUAUAAAUAGUUUGGCAAUAAUGGGAACUUCAUAACUAUUGUUUAGCAAAAUCUGGGACUUGUUCCAGUUAUAUUAAUUAAUGAAUGCAAUGUUGAAAACUAUUUCCUAUAACAUUAGCUUGAGAGUCUGACAGAUAUUGACAGGACGGCGACAUGAAAAGUUUAUAUUAUAUUUGCAUUGUUUUAGAUGAAGAAUUAUUUAUUGCCGUUGCUGGUAUGUUUUGUGACAGUUCAAUCAAAAUCUGUUCCUGAACCCCCGUCUGUUCCAAUUGGUCCAUUUGAUAUGACAGGUAUACAACAUUUUAAUUCUCAAUUUCUAGACCAAUGAUACACAGUACCAGACAAUAGGGGUGAAAGUCCCCACCCCCAGCCCACUAUGAAAGACAGGUAUUUACGAAGCUAGUUAACCAAGGCUUGUUCAUUGUCGUUUUGCUCAGUACGUUAUAUCAUUAAAUUUAUGAUUUGACGACUAAAAGUUCCAGCGAGUGCAGCCUAAAUUUGUAACUGAUAUAUGUCUACAAGACAAAACUAUAAAAAAUCCUAGAUAUUUGUGAACUAGAUAAAAAUAACAAUGAUGAUUUUUGUUGAACAGCAAACACCACAAGUCCACAAGGAAAAGAAAAGGGUUACGAGAAAGAGAAAUUAUUUCAAGGCGAUAUUCAAGAUCCAGGGCGUAGAACAGGAGGAAAGAUAGGAGAGGCUGGAACACGAACACCUUGGCCGGAUGCUAUUAUUCCUUAUGUUUUUGACUGCAGUGUUUGUAAGUAUUCUCUCCUUCUUGUGUCAAUUUCCGUUGUGUUUUGCGAAUGCAUAUUGUUUUUGAAAAGCAAUAAUAAUAUGUUCAAUAUGUAAAACAAUAUGCUUGCUUUGUUUGCCAGUAAGUAUCGAGAGCGCUUUGAAAGCAACAAAAGACGCCAUAAAGGAGUGGGAAGACAGAACUUGUGUCAAAUUUGUCGAGAAACAACCACAUCAUAAAGUUUAUCUUGAGUUUAUCAGAGCUGCUGGGUAAGUCACUUUGGAAUUUUGCAAACAAUGUUGACCAUUUUUCACAUUGUUAAAUUGUUUAUUCACAUUGCAGUUGCUGGGCAACGUACGUUGGGUACAAAGGAAAGAAAACUCAGAUCUCUAUUGGUAACGGUUGUGACUAUAAACACGUCAUGGUUCACGAACUGGGUCACGUGAUUGGCUUCUGGCAUGAGCAAAGUCGACCAGACCGGGAUAACUAUAUUACAAUCAACUAUGGCAAUGUUAUUCGAUGUAAGUAUCACGUGUAUUGCUUGUAUUGCUGGUAAACAGGCUCAUUUCUUUGACUUUAAUUUUUAAUUUCUUCAUUUUAGCACUUCGAUACAACUUCGAUAUUGUUAGAGAACAAACCAACAACUAUGGGGAACGUUAUGACUUCAAUUCUAUCAUGCAUUAUCCAUUUAAUGCGUUUGCGAUUGACAGAAGACAAAACACAAUUUUUGCCAAAGAUCCCAGACUACAGAGUUCUGCAAGACCUUACAGGAAAUUGAGCAACUCAGAUGUAAUACAGACAAAUAGAAUGUAUAAAUGCGAUGGUAAGUGAGACUAUAUUUUAUACAAAGAACUUUCAAACCUUGCAUAAUUGCAUUUGAUACAAAGUCAAGAAGCAUAAUUGCAUUUCAUACAACCAGGCAUUAAAAUACGGAAUUUUUACAAGGACACACUUUGCCUUCAGAGGCGUAUUUUUUGUAUAAAUGCGCAGACUCACGAGAACGAGUAGCGAAGCCACAAGUUUAGCGUCGAAGACGCAAGCUUUUAAGGGGGUCUCUGAAAUGGCAUUUCCAGGGUUCUGAGAACAGAAUUUGCAAAAUCUUUGGUUAUUUUGCGCGGAUUACAUUAAUAUAUUUUCAGUUUAAUAUAUUUUCAAGUACACACUUUUCAAUUUACAAGGGCAUGCACAUUCGCCUUUUACAAGGACACAAAGUGUGUACAAGGACACGCUAUUUUAAUGCCUGCAUACAACGUCAAAGCAUGGUAAAGCCCAUGCUUUGCAACGGCAAGUGAUAGCAAAAUGUCAGACCACUCAUUAUGUAUAAAAUACAGCAAACUGCUCUUCUGAUUUUGCUAAACAGUCAUAUCGCUGCCCUGAUUUUACUAUGGGAACCCCCAAUGAAAGCGUACGUGAUUCCUUCAUUCAGCGUCAACAAAAGUAAAAAAUAACAAGCUUUCGUCGGUAGGAAUCGGCAAAAAAAUACAAAGAGAAAUUCGACGUUUUUGGUCUUUCUCCUUCGUUUUUGGCCUUUCUCCUUCGUUUUUGGCCUUCGCUCGAAACAUCGAAUUUCUCCUUGUGUUUUUACAAACUGUUCAAGCUUACAUCAACAAAAAUAACAAGCUUCAAACGGUUGAUUAUUUCGUUCAUAGAAAUCAAGUCUGCGCGAGCGAAAACUAUGAAAGCAAUUGGUGAAGCAAACAAGAUAAACUGGGCGUCUACAGGUGAGUCUAAAAUGACCUUUUUUAUGUCACAUUGAUUGAUUAAUUGUUUAUUGGUGGCUUUCAGUUCUAACUGUUUACAUUUAGAGAAACAAGAAAAUGAAAUGACUCUAAAAAGGUGAAUAUUAAUUUGUUUUCAGGAGGUAAAUGUCAAGACCAGCAUCAACAUUGCAAGAGUUGGGCUAAAGCUAACUUCUGUGAACUUUCACCUGAUCCGAUGUUAACAAGUUGUCCUGAAAGUUGCGGAGUUUGCGGUAAAGUUUGCCAAGAUGAAUAUAAGGAUUGCCCAGCAUGGGCAGACUAUGGUUAUUGCAUCCGUAAGCCCGGGACUUCAGAUCAUAUUAUUAAAUUCAUGUUGAGCAGUUGUCGAAAAUCCUGUGCUGUGUGCAUUCCAGGUAAUACUAGCAUAAAUUAUCAUCCAUGCACGUGAUCAAACAUAUUUGUCUUUUAUUUGAUGCGAAAGUUUGUGUGGCACUAAUGGGCAUUGCCCAAAGACAAUUUGAUGAAAUUUUGGUUCAACUUUGAUGAAAAUUGCUUGAGACUUGCGAGAGUAAAAUGAAUGCGUAAUCAGUCCAUGCAUGAAAACAUGACCUCCUUCAUUUUGAACUAACCAUGUUAUUAUUACUGUUUAAUGUUGUCUCACGCCUUGGAAUUAAAUAGGGAAAUGUUUUGCCAACCUACAAUGAAAGCAGUUUGGUAAAUUUAAGUUUUCAACAAAAUGCGCAAGUAGUAAUAUUCAAAACUCUAUUAAAAUAAUUCUAAAUAACUUUAUCAUAUCAAGAUGUAAAGAAAAGACCAUACUGCUUUCCAAACAUUUCUCUUUUGCUCUGAAUUUGCAUCUCAUGCUAACUCAUACUGUCUUUGUUGCUGGCCUGACAUGACAAUAGUUCGAACUAACCAUAUUAUUUGUUUAGCACCAACAACAAAACCCACCACUAAACCUACCACUACAUUACCACCUACAACAACCCCAAAACCUACCACCAAACCUGCCACCAGACCACCAACCAAAGCUAGACCUGUCGCAACAAAGCCAGUCACAACACAGGAGCCACACACAACAACGAAAGUCAUAACAAAGAAUGGAAUUAGCAUACCAAGCACGAAGUUCACAGGUAAUAAACUUAUAUUGUAUUGUUAUACUGUCAAUAAUAUAUUCCAUGACCAUUAUUUGGAAGGUUAGGUGCAAACUGUUGACUAAAGUGGUGUAGUAGCAGUGAUACUUGGAGAAAAGAUCCAUGCAAAUGGUAUCUUAAACAACACAGCUUCCCCCCUAGUAAAAGUAAUCUGCAUACCUAUUCUGAGGAGGAAUGGUGGCAGUUUAACCAUUUCUCCCUAGACCUUUGCAUGCCAAAAACAGCUAUAUAUUGCAUGAACAGCAUAAGCACUGCACACAUCACAGCAGCAAUUUACCACAUGGUUCAGCAGCUAUUUAUAUAUUUAUUUUCUCUGAAUACCUAUAAAGUGUGUGUUAUUUUUAUGCAUAACUCAUACAAUUAUUUCCACAUCCAAGGAGUGCUAUGCAAAGAUCGUAGUAAAUAUUGUAAAGACUGGGCAAAUGAUGGAAGAUGUGAUACUGAUCGUUGGGUGUAUGAUAACUGUUUGAAGAGUUGCAGGAGAUACACUGUCUGUGAUCGAUACAUGAUCAAACCUAUUGGUAAGUUUGUUGUAUCUUGCAUCUCAAAAAUCCUUGGACCUACAGUUUCUUUCAAUAUUUUCCAAAAUUUAGGUUGUGAACAUAUUCUUGGUGUCACCAGUAUGUAUUAAAUUAACUCAUUAAAAUGUUACUAAUAUUUUAGGUCGCUGCAGUAAUGCACAUGGAGUUUAUUCUAAAGAAAUUAUUCCUGAUAGCAGACUGUAUGCACCCACAACAUUUGCACCAGGUAUGUCAUGUCUUUGAUUUAUCUAACCAUGAAGAAGAUUUUAUAAAAUUCACUGCAUUCAAAAGCAUACAGUACCUAACAAGUUAUUUUUACAUUAAGGUGGUGGUUGGUAUGCACGAGCUAGUUCUGCUCGUUUAUACAAAGAAGAUGACCAUCGACUGAAGAAUGUUGGAGCAUGGUGUGCUGAACCUAACAACAACAGAGAGAAAUAUUUACAGAUUGAUUUUGGCAGCGAAAAAAUAAUUACAGCUCUGGCUACACAAGGAAGAGAUGUGUAUUUUGAACAUGUCAAAGCCUACUCGUUAUCAUUUCGUUUGGGGGUAUCAUGGGUGCAUUAUCGUGAAAGAGGAUCACGAGAUAGGAAAGUAAGUGAUAAAUAUCAAUAGUAAGAACAUGUGGAUUUAUGGGAUCUUGUACGGUCAAAAGUGAGAACAAUGUAGACCCUAUAUAAUCUUGUAUUCUAUGUGGUGGGAGUCACUCAUUUUCCUGUAAGGUCUUGCAGAUUGAAUUCCGUAGUGAUGGAUCUAUAAUAGCAUUAAUUGUGUUUUGCCUUCUGUAAAUCGCAAAAUUAAAACAAAUAAAAUGGGUACAGGCAAUGCAAAUAAAUGUUAGAGCAUAAUGCUAAAUUCACCAGCAUUUAACAUAAUAUCAACAUUACUUUCACAGAUAUUUGAUGCAAAUUGUGAUCAUGUGACACCUGUGAUGAAUCUCCUAGAAAGAGAUGUGCGUGCCCGUUACAUGCGUAUUCAUCCAACCAAAUACAUUGGUGCAGCUUGUCUUCGUGUUGAAGUCUAUGGUUGUAAUCCGUAAUAUUCUCAGACCUCUGAAGAUGUUCAAUUUAAUAUGGAUAUACUUUUUAUCAAUGUGUGAUGCCAAUAUGUGAUGCAUUAAAUAUUGUGACCAUGGCAAGAUAAUAUCUUGUAAAAGGAGUGAAUGUUUUUCAUGAUAGUGUUCAUAUAUUGCUGAACAUGUCAAUCUCAUUAUGAUAUGUACUUCCCAUAAAUAUCUUAUAUACACCAGAUAGUGCAUCUAAUUAGUCUGCAAUUCAAAAAUUGAAGCCGUGAUUGCAGACUCAGGAUAUUCCCAUGAAAUGAGAAGACUCGUAUAUGUUUUCUAUUUCUUAAACAGGGAACUAUUCCAAAUACAUUUUCAAACUAUUCAAAUGAUGAAAGUUAUUGUUGUUUUUAAAGCGUUUAUUAGCGAGUGGGAAACUCCAACAUGGCCGCCAUCUAUUCAAAUGGAGUAACCGCUGGAAUAUUCUUGGCUUCAAUUUUACUAAAAGAGAUGCGCUAUCUAGUGUAUAUAAGAUAUCUAUGGUACUUCCCACAUUCAGCUGAAUUUCUGUCCACACAUUUUCAACAAAACCCCACAAAAUCUGCUUAUUUUUGAUGAUCAAAUUAAAGCAUUUAUUUUGUCUCUUAUGUACGUAUUGUGAGGAAACUUCACACACAAGAACAUGAUUUAGAAAUGACUGUAUGGCUAUGCAAACAAUGCAGCAAUUCUCAAAUCAAAUGUUCUAUUGCUACAAUGCACCACAGAAAAAUUAUCCAUCCAAAAAUAAAAUGUUCUGGGAAUCUUCAUGGUUUGAGAUGUACAUUUAUAUAUUAAAUUUUAAAUAUUUUAAAAUAUUUUUUAAUAAUUUUAAGUAAAGAUAAUUAUAAUAUAGUGAAUAUUAAUUAAUAUUAAAUAAAGAUAAUUAUAAUAUAGUGAAUACAUCAAUAGGUUCACAUGUAUGUAAAAUUAUUUAUAGAAAAUUCAAAUAAAUUUUAUGUUUUAUAAAUUGUUGUUAUAAAUAUUGUAAGGG
Molecule: messenger RNA, 7311 nt
Organism: Paramuricea clavata
Lineage: Eukaryota; Metazoa; Cnidaria; Anthozoa; Malacalcyonacea; Plexauridae
Source: the annotation of a GenBank genome assembly